Molecule: messenger RNA, 1191 nt
Organism: Gymnodraco acuticeps
Lineage: Eukaryota; Metazoa; Chordata; Actinopteri; Perciformes; Bathydraconidae
Product: D(5)-like dopamine receptor
Exons: 1
Coding region: 169-1191 (340 amino acids)
Biological process (GO): adenylate cyclase-activating adrenergic receptor signaling pathway
Cellular component (GO): membrane
Molecular function (GO): G protein-coupled receptor activity
Source: RefSeq, a predicted model, not a curated record
CUCCGCACGCUCACCGGCUGCGUGCUCUUUUCCCUGAUCGUCUCCACGCUCCUCGGGAACGCUCUGGUUUGCCUCGCGGUGAUCCGGUUCCGCCACCUCCGCUCCAAAGUCACCAACUCCUUCGUGGUGUCGCUGGCGGUGUCCGACCUGUGCGUGGCCGUGCUCGUGAUGCCGUGGCGCGCCGUGUCCGAGGUCUCUGGCACGUGGCUUUUCGGACGUUUCUGUGACACGUGGGUGGCUUUUGACAUCAUGUGCUCCACCGCGUCCAUCCUGAACCUCUGCGUCAUCAGCAUGGAUCGAUACUGGGCCAUUUCCAGUCCCUUUCGCUACGAGAGAAGGAUGACGCGCAGGUUCGCUCACCUGAUGAUCGGUGUUGCGUGGACGCUCUCCAUUUUAAUCUCCUUCAUCCCCGUGCAGCUCAACUGGCACCGUGUGCAAAACUCCACCUCAGCGAUGAACAUGUUGGACUGCAACACUCGCCUGAACCGAAGCUUCGCCAUCUCCUCGUCGCUCAUCAGCUUCUACAUCCCCGUGGUGAUCAUGGUGGGCACGUACACGCGUAUCUUCCGCAUCGCUCAGACCCAAAUCAGGCGCAUUUCGUCCCUGGAAAACGCCGCAGCGACGGCAGGACGAAACCCACGAAACCACCACCAUCGUGUUUCGACGCAGGAAGAGAGUUCUCUGAAGACGUCUUUCAAGAGAGAAACCAAAGUGCUGAAGACCCUCUCCGUCAUCAUGGGGGUCUUUGUGUUCUGCUGGCUGCCGUUCUUCGUGUUGAACUGCGUGGUUCCUUUCUGUGAUUCGCAGAGAGGAAGUGCGUGCGUCAGCGACACGACCUUCAGCGUUUUCGUGUGGUUCGGAUGGGCCAAUUCCUCCCUGAAUCCGGUGAUCUACGCCUUCAACGCAGACUUCAGGAAGGCCUUCUCCACGCUGCUGGGCUGCGGGAAGUUCUGCUCCAGUUCUGAGGUGCAGGCGGUGGACUUCAGCAACGAGUUGGUGUCCUACCGCCACGACUCCACCCUGCAGAAGGAAGUAGUUCCGGUUCCAGGUGUGCAGAGACAGGAAGUGAACUUCGACAAAGUCUCUGUCAUCUUUCAGUGUGAGGCAGAGAUCUGUCUGGACCUCAUGCCCUUCAACUCCUCCGGUCCCAACGACUGCUACCUGAUCCCGGGUCAGAUCCACGACCUGUAA